GGUUGCAAACACCGAGCGUAAUUAUUACUUGCAUGGGAGUCCCUGAUAUAAGAUCAGCUGUUUUAUCAUUCUUGGAGUACCUGUUUGAUAACAAAACAAGUUUAUUAAAUUUAAACCUCAAAUCUGCGAGAAAAUGUCGAUAACGACUAAUGUUGCUAGAAAAAUACUACGCACACGACUGCCAAAUAAAUAUCGGUCGUACACCACGGUAAACAAUGAACCGCCUCGUCGGCGAGUUGUCAUUACAGGCACUGGUGCAGUUUCGCCUUUGGCGAAUAAUGUAUCAGAGUCAUGGUCACGUAUCUUAGCUGGAGAGUCUGCUAUAACCAAACUUAGUGACCAAUUUAAAGGGCUGCCAUGUCAAGUAGCAGCGCAAGUGAUCCGCGAGGAGCUGCCGAUGGAUAAACAUUUCAGUAAAAGCGAUUUGAAAAUUAUGAGUGUCGCAACACAAUUUGCCAUAAUUGCAACUGAAGAAGCACUUUCUAGCGCUAAGCUUCAACCAAAUGAAUUGACAGCAGAACAACGUGAACGUUUUGGUGUAUGCGUUGGUAUGGGUAUGUUUGAUCUUACGGAAGUGUAUGGUGCGUGGCAACAACUACAACGAGGUUACAAUCGAGUAAGUCCGUUUUUUGUACCCCGCCUUUUACCCAAUAUGGCGUGCGGCCAUAUAAGCAUGCGACAUAGCUUACGAGGUCCUAAUCACUCCGUAUCCACAGCGUGCGCAACAGGCGCACAUGCCAUUGGGGAUGCAUUACGUUUCAUACGUAAUGGUGAUGCAGAUGCAAUGUUGGCUGGAAGUGGUGAAUCCUGUAUAGAUCCACUAGCUAUAGCUGGUUUUUGCCGUUUGCGAGCUCUUAGUUCAACACAUAAUGAUACACCAAAGACUUCAUCGCGUCCUUUCGAUCAAAAACGUGACGGCUUUGUAAUGGGUGAAGGUGCCGCCAUAUUAGUUCUCGAAGAGCUAGAGCAUGCGCGAAAACGUGGUGCACCCAUACUGGCUGAGCUCUUAGGAUACGGGUUAUCCGGUGAUGCUUACCAUAUUACAUCACCCAGUGAGGACGGUACAGGCGCCACUUUAGCAAUGCAACGUGCCAUCACUGAUGCCAGAGUGCUGCCAACAGAUAUUACCUACGUGAAUGCUCACGCAACAUCCACUCCAACAGGUGAUCGUAUCGAGGCACAUGCUAUACAACGAGUUUUUGGUGAACAUGCUACACAAGUACGCGUAUCUUCAACUAAGGGCGCUCAUGGACACUUGCUCGGCUCAUCGGGAAAUUUGGAAACAGUUUUUGUGGUACAAGCCUGUGUGAACAAUCAACUGCCGCCAUCGAUAAAUAUUGAGCAUUUGGAUGAAGCGAUUAAAGUGCCCAUAGUACAGAAUAAAUCAGAGCAAUGGUGUGAUAACAACGCGAGUCCUCGGAUUGCUUUAAAAAAUUCCUUUGGCUUCGGCGGCACAAAUGCUUCACUUUGCAUUGCAGAAUAUCGUGAAUAAUUCCUAAAAAGUGCAUUUCAAUUAUGUACAUAUUUCCAAUUGCCUUCAUGAAUUCAAUGAUUUUUGUUAUCUAAGUUUAAUAUUACAUGUAUGCAUGUACAUACAUAUGUACAUAUAGAAGUUUGUAUGUAUAAAAUGUUAUAAAUUUAAGAUUUAUAUAAAUAUAUUAUUAACAAAAUUUAAAACAAAAGGUUAUUGUUCUUACAAACUAAACUAUACCAACCAAUAAACCAAAGAACGAAACAUCACUCGACAAAAAUCAAA
Ceratitis capitata (Mediterranean fruit fly) is the source of this 1756-nucleotide messenger RNA. RefSeq names its product 3-oxoacyl-[acyl-carrier-protein] synthase, mitochondrial. Lineage: Eukaryota; Metazoa; Arthropoda; Insecta; Diptera; Tephritidae. Gene Ontology annotation, molecular function: 3-oxoacyl-[acyl-carrier-protein] synthase activity. The transcript has a single exon. Gene Ontology annotation, biological process: fatty acid biosynthetic process. The coding region runs from base 134 to 1492 and encodes 452 amino acids. The record is from RefSeq and is a predicted model, not a curated record.